AUGUCCUGGAAUUAUUGCUCAAUAACAGGUGAAUAAUUAACUGAUCCAGUAAUAUCUAAAAAAACAGGACACAUAUACGAACGCCGAAUAAUUGAAAAAUACAUAGAACAAUCUGGCACAGAUCCAAUAACCAAUUAACAACUAACAAAAGAAGAUUUACUUCCUGUUUAAACCACCUUAUAAAAAAACCCAGACCAUUAACAUGUACAUCAAUACCUGGUAUUUUGA
This is a messenger RNA of Ichthyophthirius multifiliis, 228 nucleotides long. RefSeq lists its product as hypothetical. Gene Ontology annotation, biological process: DNA repair; protein ubiquitination; mRNA splicing, via spliceosome. Gene Ontology annotation, molecular function: ubiquitin protein ligase activity. The transcript is spliced from 2 exons. The record is from RefSeq and is a predicted model, not a curated record. NCBI's taxonomy places the organism in Eukaryota, Ciliophora, Oligohymenophorea, Hymenostomatida. Gene Ontology annotation, cellular component: Prp19 complex; cytoplasm; U2-type catalytic step 1 spliceosome.